Gasterosteus aculeatus aculeatus (three-spined stickleback) is the source of this 5284-nucleotide messenger RNA. The record is from RefSeq and is a predicted model, not a curated record. NCBI's taxonomy places the organism in Eukaryota, Metazoa, Chordata, Actinopteri, Perciformes, Gasterosteidae.
GAGUCAACCUGGUGUGAACCCAAGCGGUGGAUUGUUGUUGGACUUCUGUGCUGGUCAUCAAUUGGACAUAACAAACACCGGGUCUGCUUCAUAAGAUUACGUGGAACAUGUGACACAGGUCUUGUUUCUCAGGUAACGUUGAAGAGAGUGAAAAUGGGACUUUAAAGAGUUUCAACCAAAUGGUUUAAUUGUACCUACCUCCCCACAAGGGGUCACACAUCUGAUCAGUGCUUCCUGCACCCGAGAGACAUACUACCAGUGCACGCUGUCAGCUGUGGAGCGGUUUGAAAUUAUUGGUAGAAACCCAAGAAAACAUCAAACGACAUAAAUUAAUUCCAGAACAGGUUCUUUUCUGAUAUUUUUUGUUUUUUGAUUAGGACAGAUACAGAAUACAUAGUUAUUCUACAUAGCUGUUUGCCGUUCGUCCAUCAGACUCUCCCACAAUUAUAUCUCCACCACCUGCACACCGGAUCUGCAAGUAUAGUGAGUUUCAGCUCUCACACAAUCACAUUAUAUUCUUAUUUCUAAACAUUAUACUGGCUAGGUUCCCCCUCAACCAAACCCUAAUGAUAGUUUGUAUGUAUGCAGAUAUAUGCAGUUUAGUGUGGAUCCAGUAAUGUCCAACAACAAACGUUCAGAUCAGUCUCCAUUGUUACCAACAACUCAUCUAACCUGUGGGCUCCCCACUGAGACAGAGGGUCUCCAAGAAGACAAAGUUCUUCAAGCCCAUGUUUUCUACAUGGACACAAGCCAAAGUCAGAGAAAAUUAUGGAGUGUAAUAGUCGGCUGAACGGGUAGUGGAUGUGAAGAAAACAAUGAGCCUCUCAUCAGAAAGAGGGAGCCGUCAUUAUGUCAUUUUCUUUAUCGAUGGCACGCGAUCUACUGGUACUGCCUUCGAUCGCAAACCUAUUGGGCACCCCUGCACUAGACAAUAGCUUUGUCUUUAAGUUGUGUAAUUUUGCCUGUGGUGGACCUGCUGUCAUUUGUCGAGAUCCAGUCGAAGCGUUACAACAGCAAAUACUUCACUGUCAACUGAAAGGAAAGGGAACGUUUUUUGCCAUACCAUCCUUAUUCAUAUCCAUACUAACGAGUAUUAUAAAACAAUAUAGAUUUAAGAUCACAAAACCUUGCAUUGACGGAGCCUCUGGAUCUGGAACCAGAUUGCUGCAUUUAAAUAAUUGUUAUUUCAAUAUUGACAAAAAAAUGAUUUCAUAUCUACCACUAGAUUUUCGGACUUAAAAGUAAUAUAAAGAUUCUUUGGGUGAUGUCAUCAGGUAAGAGUUAUUUAUAUUGUCAUUUCCAAUGAUGCUGAUAUUUUGCUCCUGUCUCUCUCAGCUUGUGUUAACAGAUUUAGCAAUGUUGCUAUACUUAGCGUUCUUAGCACUAUUUACCAUUAGCUAAUAAUAUGGUGAAGGUUUAGACGCUGGUGGUCACAUCAGUUAGCUGGGUUCACACUGAAACAGUUGGUCUUUUUCUCCGUUUGAAUGUGAUAUACAAAUAUACAGUUUGAGUUUCUGAAUGUCACCAUUUAGGUCACUUCAACAAGGGACAUCAACAACCACUGAUGUCAUCUAAACAAACUCCUUUUAAACGUUUGCAUGCGACGCAGGUCUAUUGGAUCUAAAUUAUUUUUAUUUCCCGCUCUGAACUAAAAUAAUCCGACUGAAUUAAACUGUUUUUGUUGAUAUUUCUUUUGUCUAUCCAGGAUGCGGCCUCCAAGAUGGUUGCUAGGCUCAUGGCUGUGGUUGCUAUGCAUUUCUGAGAUCUGGACAGCAACCUUUAAGCUAGCCCUUAUAGGUCCAUGGUCAUGUGACCCUAUGUUCUCGCGGGCGAUGCCGACCGUGGCGGCAAAUCUGGCAUUGUCGCGGUUACGGAGCGACAUCACUCUGAGCAGAGGAUACUGGUAUGACAUCAGACUCCUGGAUGAGGACUGCUCCGCUUCCAAAGCACUGACAGAACUUGGGGACAUGGAGGGUUAUGGUCAUGCCUACAUUGGACCCUUCAACCCUUCCCUCUGUCAUGCAGCCUCCUUAUUAGCCCAGCAUUGGGAGGCGGGGCUUGCCUCUCCAGGCUGUCUGAAUGCUGAUUGGCCGAACCUGGCCCCAGUCACUCCCCCAAGCAGAGUCCUGUUUACUGUGCUCAGAUUCUUCCGUUGGGCCCAUGUUGCGAUCAUCUCAGCUCCAUCUGACCUAUGGGAGAGCACUGGACAGGAAGUUGCCUCUGCGCUAAGGGUUCUGGGCCUGCCAAUCGGUCCGGUGGUCACCAUGGAAACAAAGAACAAGGGUGGACCCCAGGCUGCUCUCAGAUCUAUCAGAGAUGCCAACAAGGUCAAAGUGGUGAUAAUGUGCAUGAGCUCCGUCUUGAUUGGUGGAGAGGAUCAGAGAGAACUCCUAUUGGCUGCUCUAGACAUGGGGAUGGUUUCCGAUGGUUAUGUGUUCAUUCCUUACGACGCCCUGCUGUACUCCAUGCCAUAUCAGGACGUAGUAUUCCCUCAGCUAACCAAUAGCACGCAGCUUCGGCACGCCUACAGCUCUGUUCUAACCGUUACCAUGGCGUCCGACCAGAGUUUCUACGAAGCUUUUCGUCAAGCUCAAAUUAACCGAGAGAUCCGGUCUUCUGUCACAGCAACUGAGGUGUCUCCGGUCUUUGGGACCAUCUUUAACAUGGUGUACUUCGUUGCUAAGGCGGUGGAGGAACGUCGUCAGGCAGGGGGGGGGCACUGGGUGACAGGCAAUCAGCUUGUCCAAUCAGAUGGAGGCUUUGAUUUCCAGGGCUUCAAUCAGGUGUUACAUGGAGGUAGAGACGGGCGUGGCCUGGUGGCCGGCUACGUGGUGUUGGACAGUGAUGGUGAUCGACUCGUGCCAACGCACUCGCUGGCUCCCAAACACACAGACGGGGCGGUCGGAGGCCUGAGACCGAUGAGUCGCUCCUUUUUCUUCCCAGGAGGAAAACCCGCCUCCGCCAGCUUCUGUUGGUUCAGUCCAGACGAGGCCUGCAGUGGGGGUUUAGACACAGUGGACAUGGUCUUCAGCCUCCUGCUGUUCUGUGGUGUCACUGGAGCUUUCCUCUUCUGGAUCAAGAAGUACAAGAAGACAGCGAACAUCACCAAACUCAUCCUUACUCUGGAUGAUAUUGUUUUCAUUGAUACUCAUCUCAGUAAGAAGAAACUGAAUGACGAGUCGAUCAUGAGAAGUUUACUUGAAGUUAAAACGCCUCAACGGUCGAUUGCUCGAAGUUACAUCCUGACAACACCUGAGAGCUCCAACAUAGGAGUACUGGAGGGAGACUUGGUUUGGCUGAAGAAGAUCCCCAUCGGGAAGUCGAUAAUGGCUGUAAAUCAAAACACUCAAAGUCUGUUCAGCCAGUUGAGGGAGAUGCGACAUGAGAAUUUAAACCUCUACGCCGGUUUGUUUCUGGACUCUGGGAUCUUUGCUCUGGUCGUUGAACAAUGUCCUCGAGGGAGUCUGGCCGACCUGCUGGCCGACAGCGAGAUGAGGCUUGACUGGAUGUUUAAAUCCUCCCUUCUAAUGGAUCUUAUCAAGGGAAUGAAGUACCUUCAUCUACGAGGUUUGAGUCACGGUCGUCUGAAGUCCACAAACUGUUUAGUCGACGGACGCUUUGUUCUGAAAAUCACAGACUACGGGCUUCCCAUGAUUCUUCAUUCUCAGAGCAUCACCCUACCUGAGGACCCACAAGAGUUGCUGUGGACUGCUCCAGAGCUCUUAAGGAAGCCGGUGCAAGGAGGUUCGUUUUCUGGAGAUGUCUUUAGUUUCUCUAUCAUCAUACAGGAAGUGAUCUCACGAUCAUUGCCGUACGCCAUGAUGGACAUGCCCUCCCAAGAGAUAGUGGACCGCCUGAAGCACCCUCCUCCUCUCUGCAGACCACUUGUUUCAUUGGAUGAAGCGCCUGCCGAGUGUCUCAGUCUGAUGAACGAAUGUUGGAAUGAAGAUCCGAGCAUGAGGCCGAGCUUUGAUGACAUUUUCAAACAGUUUCGGGGUAUUAACAGAGGAAAGAGGGCAAACAUCAUUGACUCAAUGUUGCGGAUGUUGGAGCAAUACAGUUCUAACCUGGAGGAUCUGAUAAGAGAACGAACAGAUGAACUGGAGGUUGAGAGAAACAAAACAGAUAAGCUGAUUGGACAGCUGCUGCCCAAGUCCGUGGCUCAGGCUCUGAAGAAAGGGAAGCCGGUCCAACCUGAACAUUAUUCAGACUGCACUCUUUACUUUAGUGACAUUGUUGGGUUUACAACCAUCUCAGCUCUAAGUGAACCCAUUGAGGUGGUCGAUCUUCUGAAUGACCUCUACACCAUGUUUGAUGCUAUUAUUGCCACUCAUGAUGUCUACAAGGUAGAAACUAUCGGAGACGCCUACAUGGUGGCUUCAGGUGUUCCCAACAGAAAUGGGAAUCGACACGCAGGUGAAGUGGCCAACAUGUCUCUGGACAUCCUACAUUCAAUCGCAGCUUUUAAGAUCAAACACAUGCCUGAGAUCAAAGUGAAGAUACGCAUCGGACUUCACUCAGGUGCGUUGGUAGCAGGUGUGGUCGGUCACACGAUGCCCAGGUAUUGUCUGUUUGGAGACACAGUGACCACGGCAUCACACAUGGAAGCCAGUGGACUACCCUACAGGAUCCACAUCAGUCUGAAUACAGUGAAGGUCCUCACAAGUCUCAAAGUUGGGUACCAUAUAGACACCAGAAAGGCACAGGUGAAGGGCACGGUGGACACAUACUGGUUGAUGGGUCGAGAGGGUUUUGAUAAACCUCUUCCUAUUCCUCCAGACCUCAUUGGAGGGGCCAGUAAUCAUGGAAUCAGUCUGGAUGAGAUUCCAGUUGAACGAAGACAAAAGUUUCUGGAUCGACAAAAGAAUGCAAAGAAAUAAUGCCAAUGUACGCAUACAGAUGCCCACAUAUUUACUAUACAUAUAUUAACACGCAGAUGCACUGAAAUAUACACAUUAACACGCACGCACACGCACACACAUUACCUCAAGAUGUAGAUCAUUCUUUAAUAGAUUUUAUCAGCUGGUGAAAAAUGUUCAGCCCAAACUCGAGGAAUGUGAACAAAGUGCUGACUGGACCGGGAUUUUUCUCCCUGAACUUCUAAAAGAAGGAAGCGUCAUUGUCAGUGUGAUUCUGAUUUUGCAUUGAUGCCAGACUUUUGUGCCAGUUCGUUGGAAGUUAUUGGGGUAGGCAUCCCAAGUCCCACUUCAAACCAUCAUAUGUGUUUUGUUUCACCUUGGGUUGUUUUGCUUCCAUUGAAUAAAAAAAAUGACAUGAGAAGAGA